Messenger RNA from Lytechinus pictus (painted urchin), 5986 nucleotides. Its product is annotated as kinesin-like protein KIF18A. Bases 46 to 3525 code for a protein of 1159 amino acids. Gene Ontology annotation, biological process: microtubule-based movement. Gene Ontology annotation, molecular function: microtubule binding; ATP binding; microtubule motor activity. The transcript is spliced from 19 exons. The record is from RefSeq and is a predicted model, not a curated record. NCBI's taxonomy places the organism in Eukaryota, Metazoa, Echinodermata, Echinoidea, Temnopleuroida, Toxopneustidae.
AUUUAAAAAAAGGACUUUUCAAGGAAAACAUACUGAUCCUGAGCCAUGCGACCAAGGGCAGGUCGCCCUCAAGCAGGGAGACUGAAUCAUAAUGGAUCAACUUCCGAUUCUCAGCAGCAGACCAACAUCCGGGUCGUCAUACGCAUUCGUCCUGAAAACCAGCAUGAAAGAGAUGCACAGAAUUCUCGUACUGUUGUCCGUCCACUCGAUGAGAAGGUACUGGUCUUCGAUCCGCAAGAGGAAGCAUCGCCCUCGUACUUUCGUGGAAGACGUGUCCGGCAGCGCAAUGGGAUGCGGAGAAAGAACCGUGACAAGCAGUUUGCCUUUGAUCACAUUUUUGCAGCAGGAGCGUCGCAGGAGUAUGUCUACGAAAACACCACAAAGUCUGUGGUAGACGGCGUUCUAAGUGGAUACAAUUGCUCUGUGUUUGCUUACGGUGCGACCGGGGCAGGAAAGACGUUCACCAUGUUGGGUGGCCCAAACCAACCUGGUAUCAUGUUCCUCACCGUCAUGGAGCUCUACCAGAAGAUUUCUAGUGAGAAAUCAGAAAAGCUUUCUGAUGUCGCAGUGUCGUAUCUGGAGAUCUACAAUGAGACUGUGAAGGAUCUGUUAGUACCAUCAGGACCUCUGGCCAUCAGAGAAGACCCUCAGAGGGGCGUGGUCGUCAGCGGACUCUCCUUACACAAGCCUAAGAAUGCCAAGGAGUUGUUUAGCAUGCUCGAGUAUGGCAAUACUCAUCGGACCCAGCACCCAACCGAUGCCAAUGCACAGUCGUCAAGAUCUCAUGCGGUCUUCCAGGUGUUUGUUCGGCAACGUGACCGGACAGCAAACAUCAGCACCAACGUGAGGGUGGCCAAGAUGUCGCUCAUUGAUCUCGCGGGAUCAGAGAGGGCAACGGUGACGACCAAUCGUGGGGCUAGGUUUCGGGAAGGGGCGAAUAUCAAUCGCUCACUUCUGGCACUUGGGAACUGCAUCAAUGCAUUGGCAGAUAGCAGGAAUAAAGGCAAGCAUGUACCGUACAGGAACAGCAAGCUAACUCGCCUAUUGAAGGACUCCCUCGGUGGCAAUUGCAAGACAGUCAUGAUUGCUGCUGUUAGCCCCUCUAGUCUCUCUUAUGAAGAUACCUUCAACACGUUGAGGUAUGCGGACAGGGCUAAGGAAAUCAAGUCUAAUCUACAGAAGAAUGUCGUUAGCAUGGACCUUCACAUCACCAAGUAUACCCAGAUCAUCCAUGAACUAAGGAUAGAGGUUGCCGAAUUGAAGGAUAAACUACAGAAGCAGACAGGGGUUGCUACUGCAACGGUUGACCUGCCGGCAAGUGUACCAGAUAACGAGCAUGUACUUGGUCUCCAGGUGGAGGUCCACAAGGUGUUCCAGGAGAGAUCCAGCAUACGCAAGGAGCUCCUGGAGCUAGAAUCCUUCGACCGAGACCUCACUGCCAAGAUCAUGCGAAAGACCCUACUCGUGGAGAGAAAUCGGGUCUUUCACGGCAAGACCACGUUAGGAGAGAAGACAAUAUCCAAGUUGGACCGUGCAAUCGCCGCAGCUACGAGUCGUCAGGAGCGCGUGAGGACUCGUAAAGUCGGCGUGGAGCAGAGGAUGAAGGAUAAUGAAGGUGUUCUCGAGAGGCUCUCAGGAGUGAUGCGGGGGAGCGACGGUACCAUGCCACAGAUUUUGAAGGACACCUUACAUAUGAGGCAUUUGGAGAUUGAGGUAAAAGAUGGUCGAAGGCAGGCCAAGCAUCUGAGAAAGUUUGCACGGAAUCAGGAGAGUCAUAUCAAAUCUUCGGAAAAGCUUAUGCUGAACCUGAUCACAGCGUUUCGCAGUCAGUACUACCUGAUCAAGGGCUCGGGGUUCCUGACCCCCGACCUCGUCGAGCAGUUUGAAUCAAUCCAGAAGCAGGUCGAAGGUGAGAGAGAGGUCAUGUGGGCCGACCAGAGUCUCAACGAAGGAUCGGAGGAGCCGGGAGUCGACGACUUCAACAGGUUGCUCAACCUGCCUGUAUUGAGCUGUGUCCAGAUUACCCCAAGAGCACCUAUCCCAAAAAGAUCUGUGAAAACACCGAAUUCUGAUACCAAGAAACCAACAGCCACGCCUUGCCAAUCUAUGCCUAUCCGUCGGCUUUCCUACGCCGGAGUCUGUCAGACUAUGGUGGGCAUUACACCCACAGCUAAUGGGAGAGCGCUUAGGAUACCUGAUUCUGAUGGCCAAAACAUCGGUCAAGCCCAAAGGAUUGCAACACCAUGCAACAGGGAGGAUCCCAACAAACCCCAGAGAAUUGUCACACCUCAGAAAAUGACCAAGAGUCCAUCCGGCUCUGCCCAGCGUAUCCCUUCAUACAACAGAGAUGAAAUUAAUCUCCCGCAACGGGUCCCAACACCACAGAAGUCAAGAUCUCCUUUUACUUCGGCGGAAGCCUUAACGGCGGCUACCUCUCGGACGUUGCCUUCCCCAGCAGAAGUGGAACAGUCCUGCUCACCAGUGACUCACCCUGCAUCGGAAGACUCCACUUGUAGCAGAGUAGGGGGUGACAGCAUUACAAGCCCGGAUGUUUUGAGGACUAAUACAUCAGACAAUGUGGACAUGGAUGGUGUUGUGCCCCUCCCAAUUACACCACAAACGAAUGAAAAUCCUACCCAAGAAACAAUGGAACAUGCCAAAACAGUGGUUAAAAAAUCAGCCGACACGCCUGUCUGUGAGUCGUUGCCAGUGAAACCUAUUGUUGGAGGAAACACUGUCAUAAAGAUCCCUGCAGAAAGGACCAGUGGACCAGUCCAUUCUCUUGAAGGGGUUGCCAGGACGAUUUCAUUCGAUGAGGAAGGACAAUCAAAUUCUCACCGUACGAACACGACUCCGGUAACUGGGCAAAAGAUGACGUACGCUCAGGUUGCCAGCUCACCGGUUCUUCAACCCACCCGCCUUCCCUUCGGUGAACUCUCAAACUCUCCCCGCAUCAGCAGUGCGCCCUCUCCUGACAAGAAGCCCGCAGGUUUCAACGAAUCGUUUACAAUCCACAAGGGCGUCUUACAGGAGAACUUCAGGAAGGAUGCUCAGCAUAAGGGAUUUAAUAGGAGGGAGACGUUCGCUGGCAGACCGUCAUUACAACAUCAACGUAGCAAAUCGCACGGUCAUCUAACUGGAAGCUCCGGUCAGUCGGUCAACAGGGCGAUACAUGCAGACACCCUCAAGAAAUAUGGAAUGCCCUCUAUGGCUGACACAGCAUCAGAUCUUGUUGUAGUUGGUGUUACCAAGCCUAUCCCAGCCUAUAUGUCUAUGACCAAAGCAGCAGCUAAUAAGAGAAGGCUCAAUACUGGAAGCCAAGUCAGCCAACGCUCGUACUCUCAAAGCAGCAAAGAAAACCAUUUCCCCACCAACAGAGGGCGCUCUACAUUCAGUUCUUCUGGUUCCUUGCAGAACAGCAACAGGACUGGCCUUGCCAGAGCAUUUAGUGUAGGAAACCUGCAUCAAACAACAAGGAAUGUCAAUAGGAGCACUCACCGGAAUCAGUCAAACUGGAAUCUUUGAAGUUGUUUUCAUCAUGUCUAUCAAAAAAGUCCUUGAAAACAAUCUACCCUGAUGGUCCUGAAAAUAUAAAAUAAUGAUACUUAUUCUAUAAACAUCCAUUAUUUAUCUGUGACAGAGAGUAGAUUGUGGGAUGUCAUGUUAAGUGCUGACUGGUGUUAGUGUUGAGCCAAUUUUUCCAUCAGCAUAAUGCCAAAGAAACCAAGACUGGUCGUGGGACAGGUCUUGGUGUUGAGCUACUUGUAUCAAUAUUGUGAUUUUUACCAUCUUCGUAAAUUCACAUUAGGUGUUGAAGGUCGAGAAGGCAUUAAAAAUUGUGCUUCCAACGCCGGCAUUAAGACUUGAUUCGGGAUAGGUCUCAUUUGGUGUUGUGCUACAUUUAUCAAUAAUGUGAUUUCUAAUUUGUGCUUCCAACACCUGGAUCCUAUUUCAUAAAGACUUGUUAAUGCAAUAUUUCUAUAACAAAUUUACUAUCAACCAAUCACAUUGAAGGAUUUCAGUAGCUUUUAACUGUUAUUGAAAAAUUGUUAUUACAAGAGGUUUCAUGAAAAGGAGCCCAGUACUAACAACAAACUUGAAAUCACCCAAUGACCUUGGUUUAUUAGAACCCACAGGAAGGGAAAGCAUGGGGAUGGGAGAAAGGUUAGAUGUGGUGGUAAAAAGCCAGACUUAGAUCAAUCAAAUUAUUUUUAAAAAAUAGCACAUUUUUUUUUUUCUGAGAGUUUGUCAUUAUCUUGUUAGAACUUUGGUAGAGUUUGUGUUUCUAACGUUUAGUAACAUUCAGUGACUCCAUUGUCUCACAACUUGAAAUGGGAAAAUGUUCCAUAGCUUUUUGAACUAGCUAGGCUUAGAGAAAUCAAAGUUUGUGUAAAAAAAAAUAUCCCAAAUUAUCCCAUGAGUCAGUUGCAAUUAGUUUUUUUUUUUAAUAUGUGAAAAUUGUGAAAUUUGCUUUACAAAUUUAUUCAUUGGGUAUUAGAAAGCUACAGAUAGAGAUUAUUUCAUGAAAUUUCCAACCCAUUCUAUGCUAGAGACGGUGGCGGAUCCAGGAAGGGGCACAUCCGUCCCUUGUCCCCCCCACCUUCCCCCUUAAGACCUUUGGGGGGGGGGCUUGUUAAUUUUUUUUCUGUUCAAAAAAGGAAAAUUUCUGGAUCUGCCCCUGGCUUGAGAAGGUCCUUUAUGUAAAAAAACAAGAAUACACAGAUAUUUUGCUGAAGAGGUAAAGAUAUUUAGAUAUUUUUAUUUUAUGUAAUUCACAUUACUGAUUCAGGGCACACACAUUUGUAUAAUUAAUAGCUACAUGCACUUUGGAGGGAUUUACCAAGAGAUAGCCUUUGAAUCAGGGUCCUGUAUACCAUAUUUUUCUUUCACAUGUAAAUAAAACAAAGAUACACAGAUAUUUUUCGCUGAAGAGGUUUAGAUAUUUUUUUUUUAUAUCCUUCACAUUACUGUUUCAGGGCACACACAUUCAUAAUAGUGGCAUGCGCUUUGGAGGGAUUUACCAAGAGGUAGCCUUUGAAUCGGGGUCCUGUAUACCAUUUUUUUUCUUUCACAUGGGCAAUCAUGGGAGAGUGUAUAUGUUAUUCAAAUGUCACAACUAACAAACAAAAGAUAACUAAUGAAUUCACUGCAGUAUUUUUAAAUCUAUUACCAUACUAAUGUGGCCUUGAGACGUAUUGUGGCUAUUGCUCUCUACGGUGAUGAAAAUACUUGUGGAAAAUUAUAAUUCAAUUUUCAAGUCUUUACUUCACAUUCUAUGUAAUUUCCUUCAAUUGUGUAUGCAAAUCUAUAAUUACUAGAAAUGAUUUUGUUGAAGUUUAAAGGGCCAGUAUCUUUUGAAUGCUAAUAUUCCAAUUUACUGAAUUCGGAUUAAUCUAUUUGCAAACACAGGAUUAUGCUGGAAUGGGAAAUUGAUUAAUGCUAAUUAUGGAGUCUGGGAGACUUAUUUUAUCAUAUUUGUUUGGGGGUUGGGUAUUUUUUCUUAUAAAUCAUUGUGAAUUCACCUGAAAAGAAAAGAAAAUAAUUAUCACAUCACACAAGAGAAAAAAAAUCUUUCUCUCUUUCUUUCACUUUCUGGUAAAAUGGUAUCAUAUUUUGGCACCUUUUUCAGAAUCAGGUAAACUUUAAAAUCAUGAAUAGUUUGCAAUGCAUUAUGUAAUCAUUUUCACUGUUCGAAGAUUAACUUUGUUUUGUUUAUUUGUUUUUUGUUUAUUUGCUAUUGUUAAUCAAUGUGUAAAGUUUCAUUCAAUGCUAUGGCUAAAUGUAGAGUAAGUUUUAGAGUAAAUUUUAAGAUGGAAGGCUCACAUAUAGUGUAUAUAGAGAAUAUAUUAUUGUAUUAUUAUGUUCUUUUGGUGUACAUAUUUUUAUAUAUAUAUGAAUUAAUUUGUAUUUUCUGUCAAUUAUCAUGCCUUAAUUGUAAGCAAUAUGCACCUGUUGAUAUCAAAUAAAAGCUAUUUGCAGUAAGAAA